Molecule: messenger RNA, 2059 nt
Organism: Pipra filicauda (Wire-tailed manakin)
Lineage: Eukaryota; Metazoa; Chordata; Aves; Passeriformes; Pipridae
Product: zinc finger protein RFP-like
Exons: 7
Coding region: 430-1851 (473 amino acids)
Molecular function (GO): protein binding
Source: RefSeq, a predicted model, not a curated record
UAACACCGCCCCCGCCCCUCGUUCCCGAGCUGAUAUCCACAUGAGCUCCAUGGACCUCUGCUCACUUGCCACAUUCCUGUUUCAAUCCCUGUUUCCUACAGCCACCCUCUGGCCGCACUUUGCUUCCCCCGUUGCAGCCGGAGUGGCAAAAAUUCGCCUUGUAAAUAACUCAUCCCUCCUAAUGCCCUCCCACUCCGCCCCCGCUGUCGCCUCCUGUGUUCGCUUCUGUCCUCUUAAAUCCUUGCUGGCCUCGUCCGUGGAGGCGGUUUCAUCACUGGGGCAGUGGGAAAAUCGGGUCAGCCCUACGUCGCUUUCGCCUGGCAGGUCCCGGAUGCCAACACCAGGGUCCCGCCCCGUCGCCACUUCCAGGAAAACCCUGGCCAGGCCCCUUUUUGUGCGCACUUCUCCGAGUGCCCUUUAAAAACAACCAUGGCUGCGGGAAGUGCCAUAAGAUACCUCCAGGAGGAAACCACCUGCGCUGUCUGCCUGGACUUCUUCCACGACCCUGUCAUGAUCCUCAGCUGCGGCCACAAUUUUUGCCGCCGUUGUCUCGAUUGUUGCUCGGUGGAUGCCGCCGGCGGUGGUUCCUGUCCGCAGUGCCGGGUCCCUUUCCCGCACGGCGGCUUCCGUCCCAACCGGCAGCUGGCCAACGUGGUGGCUGCCAUCCAGGAGCUGGACAUGCCGGCGGCGCAGGAGCUUUGCCGGAGGCACCAACAGCCCCUCACUCUUUUUAGUCACCGGGAUGGAAUCCUCGUCUGCGCUGCCUGCGCUGAGCGUCGCGCUGAGCCCGCUGUGCCCCUCGAAGAGGCCGCUCGCUGGUACAGGAAGCAGUUUGAAGGUUCCCUAAAAAGCCUGCAAGAGGAGUACGAGCGAUGUGCCAGUCUCAGCGAGGCAGCAAAGGAGACAAGACAGGAGAUGCUGACUCGAGUCAGUGCUGAGAAGCAGAAGCUGCUGGCGAUGCUGGAAGAGCUCCGGCGGGUUUUGAGUGAACAGGAAUCACGUUUCCUUGCCCGGUUCCGUCGCCUGUGCUGGAGGCUGGAGGAACAGCAACAUGGUGAAGCUGCCAAGAUAACCUGGAUCCGGCAACACCGUGCUGAGCUCCAGGCCAAGUGCCAGCAACCGGAUGUUGAUCUGCUACGGGAUGCCCAAACCACCCUGAGCAGGUGCACAGAGAGGAAGGUGCAGCCGUUGCUGCCGUCGAUGCCAGAGCUGGAAGCAGAGCUUGAGGAUGUUACCCGGAAAACCAACGUGCUGGCAGAGGCAGUGACACAGUUUAAAGGCAUCUUGGGCUGUUCACUGGAGGAAGACUCAGGGGGAUACCAGAGAGCAACUGUGACCCUGGAUCCAGCCACAGCUCACCCCCAAAUCCUGGUGUCAGCAGAUGGCCGGACUGCAGGCCGCCGGGAAUCACCCCCAGCUCCUCUUCCCUCAGGAAAGGAGCGUUUUGAGUCUCUCCGCUGUGUUUUGGGUCGGCAGGGCUUCGUGGGGGGCCGGCACUGCUGGGCCGUGGAGGUUCGUCCUGGUCCCGACUGGGCACUGGGGGUGGCUCGGGAAUUCGUGUCUCGUAAGGGCUGCUUUGGUCUCAGCCCUGAACGCGGAGUUUGGGCUGUGGGGCAGUGGUUGGGGCAGCUGCAGGCUCUCACCUGGCCCAGCCCCACAUGUCUGCCCCACAGCUACACGCUCCGACGCAUCGAGGUGGCUCUGGAUUACGCCGGCGGGCGGGUGGCUUUCCGCGAUGCUGACAGCCAGACCGAAAUCUUUGCCUUUCCCCCAGCCACUUUUGCCGGUGAGCGACUCCGGCCACUGCUCUGGCUGGGUGAGGGGCCAGCUCUGCUCACCUUCUGCUCCUGAAUCCCCCAAAAACCGACCAUGAACUUCCACCACCCCAGCAAACCCUGCACUCAAUAAACAGCCCCAACUCCCCCCCGACCCAUUUCAUUUUCCUUAUAACACCUAAUUUAACAACAUUAAUCACAUUUCACUCUCUUGCUCCUCAGUGGGAGAACAGAGAUAUUUUUAUUUCCCACAGCACAGAAAAACAAGGAGAACAUGCCUAAAA